This is a messenger RNA of Podospora anserina S mat+, 2607 nucleotides long. RefSeq lists its product as uncharacterized. The record is from RefSeq and is a predicted model, not a curated record. Bases 1 to 2607 code for a protein of 868 amino acids. Lineage: Eukaryota; Fungi; Ascomycota; Sordariomycetes; Sordariales; Podosporaceae. The transcript is spliced from 3 exons.
AUGUCUAUGAUGGACUCGGAGGACGUGUUCUUCUGCCUUGAGAACCGGCUGGCAUCGUUCCAAGCAACACAACCUGCCUCCAAAGGCAGAGCCUCCAAUGCAAACUCUCGCGGUCCAAAACAGCUGCAAUGGCCACACAAAACCCUCUCCCCUGUUGCGUUUGCAAAAGCCGGAUUCUUCUUCGAGCCAUACCCGCAAAGCCCCGACAAUGUUGUGUGCUUUUUGUGCGACAAGUCACUCGACGGGUGGGAAGAGCAUGACAAUCCUCUGGAGGAACACCUGAAGCACUCGCCAACGUGCGGGUGGGCCAUCAUGGCAGCCAUCGAGGCCGGCAUGGGCAACUAUGGGAAGGUACACCCUCUCGACCCGUUCAUGGUCGAGGCCCGCAAAGCAACGUUUGCCGGCAGGUGGCCCUACGAGACCAAAAAGGGCUUCAAGUGCAAGACUAAAAAGGCCGGCUGGAAGUACACACCAUCGCGGGAGGCGGAGGACAUGGCCACGUGCGCCUACUGCCAACUCGCCCUCGAGGGAUGGGAGUCGGACGACAACCCGUGGGACGAACACUACAACCGUGCGCCCGAAUGCCCAUUCUUCACUCUCAUCAGCUCGCAACCGGCACCAAAGAAGUCGGGGAGAGCCAAGGCAGCUAGACCCUCCAAGGCCUCGCGGCUCUCGGUGCAGUCCAUUGCUACCAUCGCCACUGGUGCCUCCGACUUGACCUCUGUUGGAGACCUCACCCUCGACCAAGACGACAGUGUUAUGACAACUGCGUCCACCAUGACCCAAGGUGCCAAGAAAACGACAAAGGGACGCAAGGCGACUACUGCAAAGGGCCGGAAGGCCAAAGCAAAGAAGGAAGAGGUCGUCGAGAUACACGAAGACGAACCGCAAGUAGAAGCACCUCCACCAAAGCCCGCCAGAGGACGUAAGCGUUCUAGCGACACAAUGGAGGAACCUUCCAUGAUCAACGCCGAGGCUCCAGCUCCCAAGAAACGGGCCACACGCACCAAGAAGAACGCUGCCGUAGAGCCGCCCGCAGCGCCACAAGACGUUGAUAUGGUCGAUGUCAUUGAGCAGCCACCACCCCCGGCCAAGAAGAAGGGCCGGGGGCCCACCACAAAGUCCCGCAAGGUCUCGCAAGCCUCGGUCCAGUCGGAGCCAUUGGAUGUGCCAGAUGACGAUGAGAUUGAGCGCCAAUUAGAAGCCGAUCCCGACCGGUACGAAGAGCCAGCUCUCGAAGAACCAGUCGUCGAAGAACCAAUCAUCGAAGAGCCGGUUGUCGAAGAGCCAGCUGCUGCAGAGCCGGUUGUCGCAGAACCCGAGGUGGAAGCGCCACGGCCAAAGACAAAAGGAAGGCCCAAGAAAUCUACCACUGCACGCAAGACAAGUCAGGUGGCGGAGGAAGAGAGCAGGAUACACCCCAUGUUCGACGCAACACCUGCGGAACCUGACGAGGCCGAGAUCGAUGCUGAAUACAAGGCUCUUCUCGCCGAGGUUGAUCCAGAACCAGAGGAGCCAGAGGAGCAAGAGAUCAUGGUCCCGAAGAAGGGACGGAAGGCAGGGACUCGGAAAACAUCAAAGACGAAGAAGCCUAAGGAGCCUGUGGCCGAGCCAGAACCUGUGGAUGAAAUCGCCGAAGCUCCUGCGCCAUCAGUCGGUGAUGUCCAGUACCCAACCCUUAAGAUGGAGGAUGCCGUUCCAGAACCUGAGGCCAAGUCAGAGCCUCAACCAGAAGAAGUUGAUCCGGAUGCCAGCAGCGGUACUGUUGUAACCCAGCCUGUGAAGAGGGGUCGCGGUCGUCCCUCGAAGAAGUCUUUGGCUGAACGGGCAUCUCUCGAGGCACGGGCGUCUCUGGAGGUCCGGGCAUCACUCGACGCACGAGCGUCCGUCGAGGACGUCGAACCGGCACCAAGGCCACGACGAUCAUCUGCCAGAAUAGUCAAAGCUCGCGAGUCUGUUUUAGCGAAGGCGACGACGCCAGAACCGGUCCAGGUUGAGAAGAAGCCUGCCAAACCUCCAACACCACCACCCGCCCCAGUUGUCGAAGCUGCACCUGUCCCACCGACCCCGAUGAGAACCAACAAGUCUCUUCCACCACCUCCUCCUUCAUCUGCCAGCCAGCACCCAUCAACGCCGAGAACACAACCCAGCCGACGGGCGAAACAAGCAACCAUGUCCCCUUCGCCGUCGCCGCAAUCCUCGGAUGCAGAAAACACACGGCGAUCGCUGACCAAGACAACAGCUGUUAGCGUCGUCUCCAACAGAGUUGCGCUAUCACCAGUUGUUGCCACCCCGAGUCGGAGUUCCCCGUCGAAACGAGCUACGCUGGGCGGACUUCAGAGUGCCACGCCCUGGCAGCCGACAGAUCUCGAGAUGGUAUUUUCACCAUCGAACAAUCCAAACAAGGAGAAUGGUGUCUCCAGGUUGCUGAGCAAGGGCAAGGACUUGACCAGCCCUGAGAAGGGCAUGACGGUGGAGGAGUGGAUUUACCACAAUGCUGAGCUGGCAGAGCAGAUGCUCAAGAUGGAAUGUGAGAAUAUGGUCUCGGCCUUUGAGAGGGAGGGUACGAGGGCGAUGAGGGUGUUGGAGGGGCUGAUUGUUGAGUAG